CUAGGGCGGGCGCCUACACGAGCCAGAGCUCAUGACCCGGCGCGGCCCAAACUGGUGGGGUAGUGACCUGAAGGACCCGGCACGGCUUUGUAAUAAAACACCAGGAAUGUGCACACUUGGCUAGGUGGUUGUAGCAGCUGGAGGCAUGCAGCAUCAGCCGGCCUCUCCCGCGCUUGCCGCCCUUUUUGAGCGCCUUGCCGCCGCGCCGAGCGAGUGGCUGCAGCACAGCAGCCGAGUCCGCCGGCCCCCUGCAGCUGCUACUGCUGCAGCUACUGCUGUCGCUGCUGGCGACGAGCAAAAUUUUGAGCGGCGGCUGUCGCGAUUGCAGCAGCAGCGGCAGUCGCAGCAGCGCGGCGCCGCGGCCGGCGGUGAGCGCGCAGGCCCGCACAGCAGCGGCGGCGGCGGCAACGCAGACACUGUUGGUUAUGCAGCAGCAGCAACAGCAGCAGCGGGCGGUGGUGGAACCGGGAAUGUUGGGGUUGGCGAGGGAAGUGAGGCCGGCAAUGAAGAGGAAGAGGGCGAGGGGGAGGAGGAGGACGAAUCGGGACUGGGCUCGGUGGCGGACCGGCUGACGGAGCAGCUGAGGGCGGCGGUGGCGGACACACUGGUCGCUAGCAGCCUGCAGCAGCUGCAGCGGCAAGAGGAGGGGGAGGGGCAGCGGGAGGAACGGGGGCAUGGAGCGGGGCAGCAGCUGCUGUUGUCGGCGACAUCGGAGCCGGCGGCGGCUGGGAGUGAGGGCGCUGGUGAUCGACCCAUGGCGGCCGCCGCCGCCUCCACACCCAAAGAGCCGCCGGCUGGCCCCCUGGCGUCAUCAUCCCCGCCGCUGCCGCUGGCAGCGCCGCCGCCGCCGCCGCCGAGGCACCUGCUGGGGGCUUGCAGUGUGGUGGCGGUGGUGCCGCGGGCUCUGGGGCGGGCGCAGGUCAGACUGCUGCUGAGGCAGCCGCAGCAGCAGCCGCGGCCGGAAGCGUGGGAUGAUGAUGAUGAUGAGGAGGAGGAGGAGGAGGAGGAGCACAAGGAGGAGCAGCAGGCGGAGAAGGCGGAGGCCAGGCGGCGGCGGCGGCGGAGAGCGAGGCGGAAGCAGCAGCAGCGGUGCCAGAUGGGUGGCGAGGAAGGGGCCGCCGCCCUUGGCAACGAGGACGAGGACGGGGACGGCGCGAGGAUGGUGCAGUUGGGGUCAAGGGCGGGAGAGGGCGGCCGUGUGGGGGGCGGCGGAGGUGGCGCUGUGGAGGAGGGCGAGGAGCUGCGGCUGCGUUGGUUCGCACAGGCCGCAGUGGUCUGCCUGCCGGCCGCCGCCAUCACCACCGCCGAUUCGGAGCCCAGGGGCGGCGGCGGCAGCGGCGGCGCGCGGCGGCGGCGGCGCGGCGCGGCGCUCAGUGGCGGUGUGGUGCGGGUGGCGCGGCUGUGUGUGGCGGCGGAGGGGGCGCCGGCGGAGGCGUCGGAGCCCGCACAGCGGGGCAUGUGGAGAGUGCCGUGGGAGGAGUACGGGCUGCGGCUGGUGGACGUCACCUGCGGCGGCGGCGGCCUGGGCACAGUGUCGUACGGCCACACGGGCGGCCUGACCGCCGUCGAGCCGCCGCCGCCCUGGGGGCUGUCGCACCUGGUGUUGACCACCUUCCCGGACCGCAGGCCGCUGCAGGCGCUGCAAACGCGGCUGGAGGGCGCGGGCUGCUUCCGGCCCCUGCCGCGCCGCCUGUCACAACUGGGGCCGGCGCUGGAGGCGCAGUUGGUGCAGGCGGCGCUGGCGGGCGCCCUCGCAGACGCCAAGGCGCAGCUCCGGGCCGCUGUGGCCGCGCAUACACACACCCGCCACGACACCGCCCCCGACACCCCCGCCACAGCCCCGCCCAGCCCUUCACACCACAGCUCCCAGCCCGCUGCGGCAGCAGCACCAUCAGCCCCUGCUACUGCUACUGACACUGCUACUGCUGCUGCCGCUGCUGCUGUUGUUGGGCUGCACGUGGGUUCGUUUCUGAUGGGGCGCCUGGAGUGCCGGCUCAAUGUGGCACUGCCGGCGGUGGCGGACGCGCUGGCAGCCAUUUGCAGGCGCGCCGCCAACCCCCAUCUGGCGCCGUACGCCUGCCGGCGGCUCAACUGCCGCGGCGAGGCCGAGCUGUCGGACGCCCUGUACGGAGCAAUGUACGACAACAUCUCCAACCGCCACAUGGCGGUUGGUGCGGCGGCGACUGCUGACGGCGGCGGUGGUGCCGGCGGCGGCAGGCGGCGGCGCAAGCGAAGCCGUGCCGGCGGCGGUGGUGCUGGGCUUGCGGGGGAGGAGGCGGGCGCGGCGGGAGACGGGAUGUUGGUGGAGGAGGGAGCUGAGGUGCUGGUGCUUGGAGGCGCGGGUGGUGGUGUUGGGGGCGGGGAGGGGCUGGAGGGAGGCGAAGAGCCGUGGGGGGGAGACGAAGAGCCAUGGGAUGGGGAAGAGGAGGAGGAGCAGGGCGGCUGGCGACAUGAUCAGGCGGAGGAGGAGGAGGACGAGGGCGAUGGCGGCAGUGGUGGGCGUGAGUGGGAGCACGGAGGCGGCGGUGCAUACGGGUACCAAGAUGUUGGGUAUGGGCCGGGUGGUGAGGGCGAGGAGGAGGAGGGGCAGGGGGGCGGGGAGCGGUGGCGGCGGCAAGGUGGGGUGGGGCGGCGCCCGCGCGGCCGGCGGGGGCGCCGGAGGCCGGAUUGGGAGCAAGAGGGGGAGGCGGAGGAGGAGGAGGAGGAGGUGGUGGAGGAGGAGGAGGAGGCGGUGGAGGAGGCGGAGACAGACGGUGGCGGCGCUGCCUGGCAUGGCGAGGACGAUGAGGGUGCGAGGGCGGGUGUGGGAGACUACGGUCCAGGCGUUGGGGGCGGGUACGAGGAGGAGGAGGCAGGUGUGGGGGUGGAUCUGGAGGCCGAGGCUGCGUGCGAAUGGUACGCCGGUGGCGGCACGGCGGGUGGCGGGCAGGAGGGCGAGGACGAGGAUGGGGAGGAGGAGGAGCAGACGCAGGAGCCAUUUGCCGACGAGGAGGAGGAGGAGGAUGGUAAAGAGGCCCGGCAGCAGCACAGGCAGCAGCGGCCUGCUACUGCCGCCACUGGUCACCACGCGGCGCCCGGCCCUGCUACUGCCGCAGGGGGUCGUGCAGGUGGAGGCGGUGGUGGGGGUGGUGGGGUUGGGGGUGGUGGGCUGCAGCCGCGGCAUGCGGUGGCGGCGGUGGGUGCCCUGCUGGGUGUGCAGCCGCUGCACGUGGCGGUGCGGGCGGAGGAGGAGGAGGACGGGGACGACUGGGCGUUUUGAUGGCGCCGCAUGGCGGGAGGGAGGUCCGGCAGUGAUACGGAUGAGGGGUAUGUAUGUAUGUGUGUAAAACAGUGCGUGGACAUUACUCACGUCAGCGACAUUUAAGUGCCGAGUGCUGACAGCUGACUGCCUGCUGAUUCUAGAUGUGAGCAGCAGAGGAGCGCUGUGUACGGUGACAGCGUGGCGGCAACCGCCCCAACUCCCAACGAACUUCCAAAAUGAUAGGAUCCACAACGAUACUGCACCCAAGUGCUAACGGAUGACAGGGGAGCUGCGCUGGCGGUUGGCACGGCACGCGACUGGGAGCAGGGUAGCUGUGCAGGGGGCUGGGGGUGAGCUGAUAGUUGGCACGGCACGCGACUGGGAGCGGGUAGUUGUGCGGGCGGCCAGCUGCGAGGACGAUUAAUGUUCAGGGGCAAUAUUAUAAAUGGCGGGGCUGCGAAGCUGGCUGUUGGCGCGGUGCACGGCCGGGAGCUGACGGUUGCGCGCGGUGUCGUUUGGGAAGCCUCGUGUGAGCUGCGUGUAAACUUAGUUGGGA
This is a messenger RNA of Chlamydomonas reinhardtii, 3797 nucleotides long. RefSeq lists its product as uncharacterized. The coding region runs from base 146 to 3259 and encodes 1037 amino acids. The transcript has 7 exons. Lineage: Eukaryota; Viridiplantae; Chlorophyta; Chlorophyceae; Chlamydomonadales; Chlamydomonadaceae. The record is from RefSeq and is a predicted model, not a curated record. Gene Ontology annotation, molecular function: structural constituent of nuclear pore; phospholipid binding. Gene Ontology annotation, biological process: RNA export from nucleus; protein import into nucleus. Gene Ontology annotation, cellular component: nuclear pore central transport channel; nuclear pore.